Ornithodoros turicata is the source of this 860-nucleotide messenger RNA. RefSeq names its product E3 ubiquitin-protein ligase MARCHF2-like. Gene Ontology annotation, biological process: protein ubiquitination. Gene Ontology annotation, molecular function: zinc ion binding; ubiquitin-protein transferase activity. The coding region runs from base 1 to 798 and encodes 265 amino acids. NCBI's taxonomy places the organism in Eukaryota, Metazoa, Arthropoda, Arachnida, Ixodida, Argasidae. The transcript has 5 exons. The record is from RefSeq and is a predicted model, not a curated record.
AUGAUAACCCGCCAUACAGCUACGGUGCUGAACCUUCAUCCUGGUCAUUUCACGACCUACUUAGAGACCUGGACAAAUGGCACCUGCCUAUGGGUGAGCCGGGUCAUGGUGAGCACCCUUCAGUGCAGGACGACGAAGACGAAUAAGAGAAGCCGUAAUGAGGAAGAAGCAGGGGAAGAUGAGGAAGAAGAUGUCCUGGCCCUGUGUCGUGGCGGCAUGUUCCUGGCGGCGUCCGGCUCGCCCGCGGAUGCCAUGACCAGUGAAGGCGCGGCAGUCUGCCGCAUCUGCUUCCUGGGAACCAGUGCGGGUUUACUGCUUCAGCCAUGUCUUUGCAGAGGCACCAUCGGGUACACGCACCGAUAUUGCAUGCAGCGAUGGGUGUCCGAGCGCCGCGAGGAUCAGUGUAACAUUUGUCUCUACGUGUAUUCCAUAAGGAAGGAACCAAAGUCUUUGGUGGCCGCCUUCUUUGACAAAGAUGGGCGAAAGGAACCCCUGAUUUACCUGUUCCUGGGUCUGCUGUUCAGCAGUAGUCUUGCGCAUGUCUUCGGCUUUUCCAUCAUCCUGACGAUGAACCUGUGGCGCCAGCUGGCAUGGUACAUCAAGGUCUUGAAUACCGUCACCCUGUCUACCGAAUUCCUUGUUUGGGCCACAAUUCCUACAGUUGCCUUCAAAAUGGCCUGGGAGAGCUGUCAACGUUGGCGACAGCUGAACGCUGACUGGCAUAUAAUUCUGCCCGGAGACGGAGGCACGAAUGCCCAGCCGGCGAUGCCUACCUCUGCAGACGGUGCAGUCGCGUGACAUGCUGGAUUCAAGACCUUAUACUUCGAAAGGACAUUGAAUAGAAAUUGUCAAGAAUCAUU